Molecule: messenger RNA, 741 nt
Organism: Venustampulla echinocandica
Lineage: Eukaryota; Fungi; Ascomycota; Leotiomycetes; Helotiales; Pleuroascaceae
Product: NADH-ubiquinone oxidoreductase 29.9 kDa subunit
Exons: 3
Coding region: 1-741 (246 amino acids)
Biological process (GO): respiratory electron transport chain
Source: RefSeq, a predicted model, not a curated record
AUGCGCCGCACCUUCCGCCAGCUGGCGGCCGUCAAGCCCGCGCAAUAUCUCGAAGCUGGCGCCCCCACAGGCAUCACCGGCCUGCGCACCAACGCAUCACCACGCUCAGCGCUCCUCUACCUCUACUCGCAAACACUGGACAAGCUGUCCCAGAUCCCCGAAACAUCCCUCUACCGCCAAUCCACAGAGGCCGUGACGAAACACCGCAUGGCAAUUGCAAAUGCCAUCGUGCCUGAAGGCCAGGCGGCGUGGAAGGCGAAGACGGAUCAGCUGGUGAAGGACCACCCGGAGAUUUUCGCGGAAGAGAAGGAAGUCGGCGGACAUAAUGUUAGUAUUUCGGGGAAGGUGACCAAGGAGACGCAUGGAGGGAAGACAUUCUUCACUACGAAGCCUGAGAGGAAGGCUGUGGAGGCGGAGGGGAUGGAGUGGGAUGGCGAGCCGAAUUUGCAGGGAGGCAUUGAGCUGGGCGGGCAUAUGCAUUUUGAGGCUGGGACGGAGAAGAUUGAAUUGCCUCCCCAGCCGAGGUUGACGGCCCAGCAAGUUUCUGAGAUGGAGAAUCAGAUUGGGGCGGGGCUUAUUGAGGAGGUUAUUGAGGUUGCUGAGGGGGAGCUGAAGCUUGUUGAUGUGAUGCUGAAGGCGAAAGUCUGGGAGGAUCUAGUAGAGAAACCCGUCGAGGGACAAUGGGAAUAUUUCAUGCGGGGCCCACCAAUACAACCCGCGCAACCGCCUCCUCAGAAGUAG